AUGGCCGGCGCAGGCGCCGCGACGCAGGCCUCGAGCAGUCGUGUAACGCUGGAAGAGCUGCGCAGCGGACGCAUUGCAGAAUGCCACACAGAGAUUGCCAACCUCACGGCAUCGCGACGCAGCGAUAUCCAGCGCCUCUAUGCGAUGCUCAGCACUGCCGAGACCAAGGCAGACGACGCAGGCUCGCUGCCCGAGGCGCUCAUGGAUGACACGGAUGAUUCCAUGGCCAAGUACACCCUCGAGUCGGAGAGCGCGCCGGCUUUCCAGACUCGCGUCGAAAACGCCGUCAACACACUCACGGAGCGCGCCCAGCACUGGCUGCGCGAGCCGGGCACAAAGGAAAAGACGCCGGCCCCGGCCGCGGCACCAGCCCCGGCCCCGGUAGUCGACCCGCGGCGCAUCGACGGUGCGCGGCGCAGCGCACACACCGCACUGCGCCUGCCGCCGUCGCCGACGCUCCUCGUCGCCCCGCCGGAGCAGGAGCAGCCGUCGUCGGGCACGCCGCCGCCGCUGACGCUCCAGGAGCUCGCACCGAAUCCACUGUCGGUGACGUAUGCGUCGUCGCUGCGCCCGUUGCAGACGGACCCCAGCCGCCGCGUAAUGACCAUCGGCCAGAGCGGCGGCUCGGUGCACCAGCGCAGCGCACGCAAGGCGGGCGCGCGCCUCCCCAGCGGCAAAGGAAAGGGGGGACAGGCGCACACCGACCUCUGGAAAUGGAGCGUGCGCGCGCGCGCGAGUCCAAGUGCGGGUCUUGUGCGCAAGGCGAGCAAGUGCCUCUUGACUCGCGACUGGAAAGUCGCGUUUACCGAGCAAAAGUUUGUCAAGGCCAUGGCGCGCAUCGACCAGCUCAAGAGCCAGGGGCACUGGAGUUUCCGGCAGCCGAAGCGCAUCAAGGGGCCGGUCGAGCGCAAGACGCACCGCGACUAUCUGCUCGACGAGAUGCGCUGGCUCCAGACUGAUUUCCGCGAGGAGCGCAAGUGGAAGCUCGCAGUAGCCUACGAGCUCGCACACCAGGCAGUACGGUGGCACAAGGCCAAGACGCCGGAAGAGCGUGCGGCGCUGUGUGUGCGGUACGUGCGUCUGUCCGAGAAGGAGAUGGAGGGCGAGGAGGGCGAGGCAGAGGAGGCCAAGGAGGCAGAGGUCGAGCCCGAGGCGAGCGUCGAACCCGAGGCGAGCGUCGAGCCCGAGGCCAAGGACGAGCCUGAAGCCGAGACUGAAGCGGACGGCGAGGCGGAGCCCGAGGCGAUGGACGUCGACACGAGCCCCCACAAGCCCAAGCCCGCCGCGGAUGCCAAGGCCGACGAGCACACCGACGUGGACGCCGACGGCUCGCCUGCCGCCGAGCCCACGCACGCCGAUGCCGAGGAGAGCGACAAGGAUGCCGAGGGCGAGGACGAUGUCCCCCACGACAAGCGUGCCGGCCCCGGCCCAACGGUUUCGCUGGAUGCGCCCCCCACCGACGCCACCGACGCCACCGACGCACCGAUGCGUGCCGGUGCCGACAAAGACGCGACGCUCAGCGACAAGCUCCCCCUGGCGCUCGUCACCGCGAUCCGUGCGCCGAUCUUUGGUCUGGACGCCACUGCGACGAGCGUCUCGCCGUGGUCGCUGCUGCACAACCUCGACCCUGCCGCUGCUGCUGCGCUCCUGCAGGUCGACGAGAGGACGGCGCUCGAGGCACUCAACAUGCUCGAGCCCGAACAGCUGGACCUGGCGAAGCUCUUCCCCGAGCUUCCGCAGUACGGUCCCCUCGUCCCCCACGACGACUCCAAGCAUGGCGAGAAGCGCCGCGAAGAGGGCUCGACGACGCACCCCGCCCGUAUUGCGCACGUCACACGCCUCCUCGAUGCGCGUCCCGCGCUGGUGAGCACGCUGAACCCCGCGACGAAGCGUGUGCACGGCGAGUGGCGCGACCUCGACGAGCACAGUGCGCCCGACGCGCCCGACGCGCAGCCGUGGGCGGCGCAGCCCGGCUCGCUGCUCUUUGCGCGCCGCGCCGGCAAGGUGAGCCGCGACUAUGCGCUGCAUACGGCCGUGGUGCCCACCCCGCCCGCCGCCCCCGAGGCGCGUGCCGCGCAGCUCUCGUGGACGAGCGAGGACGACGUGUUCCUCGCGGCGCUCGCCAAGCAGUACCAGGACAACUGGCCGCUGAUUGCCGACCUGUUCAACUCGGCGCGCCUCACGCUCGCGACCGAGCGGCGCACGCCGUGGGACUGCUACGACCGCUGCAAGUGGCUGCAGGCCGAAGCGGACGUGUCCAGCACCGACGACGCGCUGCGCGGCAAGCGCCCGGCGCCGAAGCCCGAAGGCGCGCGCAAGAAGCAGCACCGGAGCCACCUGCUCGAGGUGAUGCGCAAGUGCGCCAGGCGGCGCGAGCAGGCGCAGCGCCAGUCGGCUGCCGCCGCGAGCUCCGGCGCGGCGCGGCGCGUGAAUCUGAGCACGCACGACACGCAUACGCAGGUCAAGUCGAUCUCGACGCCGACUCCGCAGGCGCUGAGCAUGCUCAAGGCGGAGCGCGACCAGGCGGCCAUCCGCCAGUUCUUUGAGCAGCAGCGCGCUGCUCAGCUCGCCUACCAGCAGCAGCAGCAGCAGCGCCUGCAGAUGGCCCAGGCCCAGGCCCAGGCGCAGACCGGCACGCCGGACCAACCCCCGUCGCCGGGCAAGCAGGAGGCGCCCGCCCCCACGCCGAGCCAGCCGAGCCAGAGCACGCCGCGUCCGCCGAACGCGCCGUACAUGGCCACGGUGCCGAACCAGAACAAGCCCGCGAUGCUCCUCGCGCAAAACAACCAGGUGCCGUUUGUGCGCAACGCGACGCAGCCCUACUUUGGCCUGGAUCCCCACAACCAGCAGUCGUACCAGACCUCGUCGCCGGUGCUCGCGGUGCGCUCGCCCGGCGCGACACAGGCGCAGCUCCAGCAGCACUUUGCGAUGGACAAGAAGCCGUCGCCCGUCGCGCCGAGCGGCACGCCGGCCGCGCAGGCGCAGCGCCAGCCGAUCGUCAUUGCCGCCUCGAGCCCGGCGCAGCAGCAGGCGGCGCUGCGCGCGCGCAACCCCGGCGCGCCGCACGUCCGCCCGAUGAACUACGGGAUGGAGAACCAGGGGCAGACGUACAACGGCCUCCCGCUCAACUCGCUCGGCGGGCAGGCCCCGACGCCGCCCGUCGCAGUGCGCCAGAGCGCGAGCCCGGGGCUGCCGAAUACCCCGGGUGCGCCGCCAAAUCUGCACGCGCUGCAGCAGCAGCUGGCCAUCACGCUCGCCGCGUCGCACCUGAGCCAGGAGCAGAUCAACUCGCUCGCGGUGCAGCUGUACAAGCAGGCGCAGCAGCAGCAGCGGCCCCCGGCGCCCGACGGCCAGGCGCCGUUCCAGGCGGGCGUGCCGCGGUACGUCCCCAUGGCGCAGAACACGCCGCAGGGGCUGCAGCAGCACCCCCUGAACCUCGCGCACAAUGUGCCGCAGACGCUGGGGACGCCGCCGCGUCCCCCGCCGUCGCCACAUGGUCAAGAACGGUAA
Molecule: messenger RNA, 3510 nt
Organism: Malassezia japonica
Lineage: Eukaryota; Fungi; Basidiomycota; Malasseziomycetes; Malasseziales; Malasseziaceae
Gene: eaf1
Product: RNA polymerase II transcription elongation factor SpEAF
Exons: 2
Coding region: 1-3510 (1169 amino acids)
Biological process (GO): DNA repair
Cellular component (GO): NuA4 histone acetyltransferase complex
Molecular function (GO): chromatin binding
Source: RefSeq, a predicted model, not a curated record